GAUUGGCUUGCAAGCGACCACAGACACAAUUCAUGCACGCAUCGCCACUUCUCCCGCUUCACACGGACCCUAGAGAGAACCUAAUCCUCGAGGCAUCUCGGACUAGGUAAAUACCGUCAUACACUUCAUUACCGUUAGUUUUGCUCUGUGGACGCUCCUCAGAGCACCAUGUCGGCAGAUCGAUCAUCUAAGAACAGCUUCCAAAUACACUGACAUCGCCACCAGGGUCUUUCCAAGGAUGGCUAACCAGGUAUUCGUGCGCAUGGCCAGCAAAAACACGUUGCUGUCCCCGACCUUGUGCUGAUAUUAUCUGCCCCGAAACGUAGGGAAGGUGGUCGGCUCGUCCUAGUAUCCUUCAUAUAUCAUGACAUUUCACAAUACAGUCCUCAUAUCCCGUAAACCGCGCAAUGUUGAGUACAUUGUUGGUACAGGAAUAGCUCGCGCAGAUGGAGGCCGAUAUGAAUGCCUCGCGCAUAUCGUCCGUCAGUUCGAAGACACUGAGGACCCUCUCUGCUGUACUAGUUGGAGCGGUGGCGGCAAACGGUAUCUGACUACUGGCCGUAAUGAACCCUUGGUCGAGGGUUAGUGACGGGUUCACUUCCAGGGCUCACCUCACGAAACCCCUCCACUACCAUACCCACCCGCCAUCAUGUGUUACGGCGAAAACAACGCCUCUCACUGCGUGCAUUUUAUCAACUCUCAGUUCAAGACACACUGGGAGAUUGCAUCUGGGUGCUCUAAUGAAUACAAUGGCUUCAAGCCAGACGUGAAGCAACACCGCUACUCCGUCUCGCUUGCCGAGUUCCAUUACGGCAGGCAUCGCCCAGAUGCGGACGAGGAGGACAUGAACGAUUUGAUGUUCUACGCCCAAUUCGACGCGCCCAACGUGAUUUUUCUCUGCAACCACCAAGCCCUUGUCACUAUUACAGUGCGCAAAGGCCAUUUUAACCAAGAUCAUCUCCGAGCUUCUGACACCGCGCUUGCUGAACGCUCUCAGAACGUGGACAUAGAGAGCCAAUCGUUUGUCUUUCGAGUACCAUUCAGAGGCGACGGUAUCGCAGGGCGGUCCACAAUCACCGGAAUCACCGGCAGCGAUCACACGAUCCCGCUGGUAGUUUUUGACUACCGAAAUGCCGAGAUCGUUCAUAUUGAGCCGGAAGUCGUGAACGGACGACAGGCCCUUGAGUUCUACCUCGGCGUGUAUACCAAGUUUCUCCAAUCCGCCGGACACCACGUCUUGUUCUCUCUGCCCAACUUCGACGAUGAACCCGAGGGUCGCAGACUCCUCAUCGACCACUCCCGAGACACCCAGAGAAAGUACGUCGAUAUGCUGGGACUGACAGAGGUCCACGACAUCGCCGUUACUCUGAUCAACCGAUACCUCUCUACCACAUGGCUGAAGGCCGCCAUGCUCGUCGGUGCGCAGAGCGAAAAGUCUCUCGACCGCUCACAAGCAUCCAUUGCGGAAUACGCCAACACAUGGACUGCGCACGAGGGAGGUGCCUUCUUCCACGUCAGGUUCGGCGCCCCAGAGGUGGCGGCCUUGUGCAAUGACGAGAUCAUCGUCUACUUUGUCAUUGACGAAGUGUUUUUCUACGACUCGGAGGAUUUCACACAAGAGCCCUUCCGAACGUUCAGCGAUUGGAGAAUUGCUGUCGUCAUGGAGUAUAAGUACGAGAAACCUGAGCCGGAAGUGACCAGCAUCAAGAUCGACGUCACAACGAGCCGAUUCGCGGGAAGCUUCUCCUCUCUCGGGGGCUUCGACUUGGAGGAAUCAGAGGAUAAGGAGGGACGCGACUGCCUCGAAUACGUCAUCGAUUUCGUCCGGCACGAGUACCUCAACAUUCUCGAGAGUGCCGAGUACCAUAUCAUCUACAAGCACGACUCACGCUGGGGCGUUGGCGGCGGCACAGACGAUCUCGAGGUCGUCGUCGAGUCCAACGAGGCCGAAUGGCACCGCUACAGUGCCGAAGACAGCAAGCUAAUCUCGAAGACCGCAGCGUGGCGUCACAUUAUCCAGAAUAGCGACGUCGGUAUCUACGACCAGGUCACUGCCCUUUCUGAGGCGUCUAUCAACAGCCACUUCCGCUCCAGCACCACUGCGGGAUCAAAGCUGUUUGAAUGGGCGUACGACUCGUACUUCAAUGUCACGUUCGAGCCACCCACUGUCAGACUCCGAGGCGAUUCUGGCGCUGUAAUCGUGUUCUUCCACCUCAAAAGUGGAACCUUGCGGCAUCUCAGGAAUCACCAGCCGUACGCAGAAGGAGAAGAAUACGAUUUUGCUGGAUGGCGGAUUGCAUUCCAAGUGUCGCUCAAGAUGGGCGACCAUGCUGCCCUCUUGGAAAAAGAAGGCGCUGAGUGGGAAUCGACCUUCAUGGACUCGUCUGUUGCCAAAGAGUACGACGGCAAGGAUGUGGAUUACAGGCACCUUUACCUCGACUUCGACAACGUCACACUCCUUCACGAGUUCUCCCGCUUCGAAGGCCUCUUUACCGGCCAGCACAAACGCUCGAUCGAGAAAGUGCAAGCGGCAGUCGUGUAUCUCCGCGACUACUACCUCAAGGACUUCGUCAACUCGGGCCACCAUGUGCUCUACACCAUCCCUGUGUUUAGGACACCCUCUGAAGAAAAUUUCUAUGGCCUCACCGGUGCCUACUUCCACGUCUACACUUCGAGGGCCUCCGCCGAGCAGGUGUCUAUCGACCAGACCCGCAUCUCGCACUCGACAAUCCUCAUAGUGGGUACCUGUGAAGGGAGAGGCACGCCUGCAAUCCCUCUUCAAUAUUGGUCAGAGUGGGUUGCGCAUUCGGGACGGUUCGCGUCGUACGGUACGGUCGGCAUCAGCAACAAGCUCUUCCUCAACAACAGGUUCCUGGAGAUCUUGUCCCGCAUCAAUGCCGCGACAACAAUCAUCCCGAGCUUCUCCGGUAUUGAGAAGGAGCAGUGGAUCCUGAAGCUCACCGGGUGGUCGAAUCACGAGGAGAGGAAGGGCAGCGCUUGUCCGUUUGGCCUCACGCAAGCCAAUGUGAGCGAAGACAUGCUGGUGUACGUAUGGCGAUGCAGCGACGUUUGGGAUUACCAACACCAUCACGGACACGGCGACCAUAACGUCAUGAGCGGGAACUUCUCUGUUGCAUCUACGACCGAGAACUAUCUCUAUAUCCCGACGGUCUUCAGACCCGGUUCCAUGGAGAUCAAGAUGAGCGGAAAAAUUACCUUGACGCUGAACGUUGCGAACGGCACGCAAUGGAGCUCAUACUCGCACGCCACCUGGUCGGCUUCGCUCGUCGUUCACUCUGAGCCCAGCGGGCUGCGCGUGGUCGCGGCCCCGAGCCAGAUCCAAAUCAAGACUGACAAGAUCGACGGCGAUACCGACUCGCCUCUGGCUAUCAAGCCCGAUCAGCUUCUAGCCGACGCCCUGCCGAAGAAUAUCAACCUGGAAGAAGCUAUAGGACAGUUCGUUCACUUCGAAAAGACGUGGCGGUCGUGCUAUCCGGGCAUGUUCGCGUACCGGCUUGCCCAUCCAGUCUUCAGUCGUCGCGGCGAUCUCCUCUUCGAGCUCUUGCCACACUCUGCUUCCACUCCGUCAGUGGUCAGCAGUGACCCCGGUGCUGCCGCUCCUCGUGUCGCACCAAAACCAAGCCUCACAAGCAAUCUCAGUCGAGUGAACCGCAGACGCAAGGCCAACGGUGCCAAUGGCGCGAACGGACAUGCCGGCGGAAAACACCAUGGAGCGAGUUCUGAGAGCGGUGGAUCUGAGAAUGUCGGAGGGUAGGGCGUGCACUCUUCCUCGACUCACCAGGGUUGUGUGUGAGGAAUAUUUUUCUUCAUUGGUGUGUCAAUACGUGCUUCUUUUUCGCGCAAUGCUUCAUCCUUCUGAGU
This is a messenger RNA of Phanerochaete carnosa HHB-10118-sp, 3882 nucleotides long. RefSeq lists its product as uncharacterized. The record is from RefSeq and is a predicted model, not a curated record. NCBI's taxonomy places the organism in Eukaryota, Fungi, Basidiomycota, Agaricomycetes, Polyporales, Phanerochaetaceae. Bases 650 to 3775 code for a protein of 1041 amino acids. The transcript is spliced from 13 exons.